CCUAAUUUAAAUUUUAAUUUUUCAUAACCUCUUUUCUUGAUUUUAAAAAUGUUUAUAAAAUAUGUAUUAAACCAUGGAAAGACUGGCGUUAUCUGUUAUUACAGACAUUAUUCAAAUAGAAAUAUAUUGAAAUUAAAAGAACGCGGCAUGUUUGAAGAUAUUUUUCCAGACAAUGCGGCGAAUACUGUUACAGAUGUGUUAAAUGCUUGUCCACAAACAGUAUAUGCUGGUUUUGACCCUACUGCAAAUAGUUUACAUGUAGGAAAUUUAUUAAUUUUAAUUAAUUUGUUGCAUUGGCAAAGAGGGGGGCAUCAACCCAUUGCCGUGGUAGGUGGUGCAACUGCUAAAAUAGGCGACCCCAGUGGUAGAAGUACAGAACGUGAACAGCUGGCUAAAUCAUUUGUAAAUGAAAAUAUACAAGGCCUUGUCAAAAAUAUAACCACAAUAUUUAAUAAUCAUGAAAAAUAUCUUUGGAAAAACAAUGAAUCCCUAAAACCUGUUAGGAUAUUGAAUAAUGAAAGUUGGUAUCAAGUCAUGAGCCCAAUAGAAUUAAUUGGUGGUGCAGGAAGACAUUUAAGAAUGGGAACAUUGCUAUCACGAAGUAGUGUUCAAAGUAGGCUUCAGUCUGCAAGUGGAAUGAGUUUCACUGAGUUUAGCUACCAGUUAUUUCAAGCAUAUGAUUGGCUGCAUUUAUUUAAGAAUUAUCAAUGUUCCUUCCAGGUUGGUGGUAAUGAUCAAAUGGGAAAUAUAAUGUCAGGCCAUGAGUUGAUCAGUAAAGAUUGCAAUAAGCCUGUAUACGGUCUUACCCUUCCACUGGUAACCACAGAAAUAGGAGAUAAAUUUGGCAAAUCUGCUGGCAAUGCUGUUUGGCUUGAUGAAAAGAAAACCUCAGAGUUUACUUUUUACCAAUUCUGGAUACGGCAACCUGAUUCAGAGGUUGAAAAAUUUUUAAAAUUAUUCACAUUUGAUACAAUAGGCAGCAUCUCUGAUCUUAUGAGACAACAUAAGGAGAAGCCUGAAUUGAGAUUGCCUCAGAAGAGACUAGCAGAACAGGUAACAUUGUUAGUACAUGGAGAAGAUGGUCUAGUAAAAGCUAAAAAAGCUAGUGAAGCACUUUAUGAAGGAAAUGUAGUGGUUAUAGGUGAAAUGAAUCCAAAAGAAGUAUCUCAACUAUUCCAUGGUGCCACUAUUGUUGAAAUACUUCCAGAAGCUGGCCAGAGUAUUUUGGAUUUAACCAUGAAAGUUGGUUGUUUUCCAACCAAACAGGAUGCCACAAGAAUAAUUUCAGCUGGAGGAUUUUAUAUUAACCAGCAACGAGUGAAUAAUCCUAGCGAGGUAAUAAAUCUAGAUGUACAGAGACUAAAAAAUAAUAUUUCUUUACUCAGGGUAGGAAAAAGAAAUUAUUAUAUUGUUAAGUGGCUGUUAUAAUAAUUGUAAUUUUAGUAUUUAAUACUUUUUGUUAAUAAAAAUUUUAAUAAAACCAAAUUGUCUUUAUUUACAUUGAAAAGAGGAAGUCAAUGUGCCCUGAAGGAACUACAAUGAGUCCAAAAAUUUAAUUUAUGGGAAUGGACAAUUGCAACAGCUUUUUAAGAGGGUUAGAAUAUCAUCAGAAUCCAAACUCUUCUGGGGUAAAUAAAUAGUCUAAAAAAAUUAUAAGAAUUUAUCCAAUUUAAAUUAUUUUAUAAAUUAUUCAUAAUUUCAUUAAUCUUUGACACCAAGGCGUUUAAAUGGUCACUAUGGAUUUUUGAACCAUUUGCUAAAUCUUCUAGUAUGCUAUCAACAUCUAAAGUAUUAGAAUAAGAAGUGUUUUUGAAAACGUAGAUCAAAAUACCUAUAGGUAAGUAAAAUCUGCUUGUAAUAAGUUUCUUAAAUACCUUCAUUGCCUCAUUACUAAUGAUAUAUAACUUUUUUAAAGAGUAAAACCAUUCUUUUCUAGUUAAAUACAUCAGUUCAAGAAUUUCUAUACAGAUAGGCAAUAUUGAUACUUUAAUGCGACUUUCUUUUUCAAAUUUUGUAACGAAAGCUUUUAAAUCCUCUACGUUGUUAUUAAUUGGUAGACUAUGAUUUAAAACCGUUAGUAUUUCCAUUUCUUUUAAUCUAAUCAAUUUAGGUUCAUAAACAUGGCCGGUUACUUUUUUCAAUAUAUUUCCUAAAGAUGGAAUUUUUAAAUCUUGAUCCCCCAAGUAUUUGCUACAAAUAAAAAUUGUGGACACUAACGUGAGAGCAGGAUCAUCUAUUUCUUCGCCUCUUGAAGAUUUUCGUGCAAUGUAUUCCUCUAUAGUGUCUACAGCAAAACCGAAAACGUGAAUGUCCUGUUUUAGCAUGUUACAAAUAUCUUUUAUUAAAAUUGUUGAUCUUGUAUCUAGUAUUGGUUCUAAAUAUUUUCCUUCGUUUUUUAGCAUUUCACUUAACCAUUCUGUUAAUAAAUUGCUUUCAUACUUGCUUAAAUAAUUCAUUUUUAUUUGAUUUUUUUUAAUUUGAAUUCUUAGGGAAUUUUAUUCUACAGUUUUGCA
Molecule: messenger RNA, 2513 nt
Organism: Psylliodes chrysocephalus
Lineage: Eukaryota; Metazoa; Arthropoda; Insecta; Coleoptera; Chrysomelidae
Source: the annotation of a GenBank genome assembly